AUGGUACUACUUAAAGAACCUGUUCAGCCGCUGCCUCGAUCAUCUCUGUUAUAUAAUAAUGCGAGCAAUAGUAGUAGUCGUAUAAAAGAGACAAGAAAAGUCAAACUAUUAUAUAAUCCCUUAACUAAGAGACAAAUCCUUAACAACUUUGAAAUUUUAGCCACUUUGGGUAAUGGACAGUACGGCAAAGUGAAAUUAGCAAGAGAUCUCGGGACAGGUGCGUUGGUUGCAAUAAAAAUUCUUAAUAGAUUCGAAAAAAGAAGCGGGUAUUCUCUUCAAUUGAAAGUAGAAAAUCCAAGGGUUAAUCAAGAAAUUGAAGUAAUGAAAAGAUGUCAUCAUGAAAACGUUGUGGAAUUGUAUGAAAUUUUGAAUGACCCUGAGAGCACAAAGGUUUAUCUUGUAUUAGAAUAUUGCUCAAGGGGACCCGUUAAAUGGUGUCCAGAAAACAAAAUGGAGAUAAAAGCAGUGGGACCAUCAAUACUCACUUUCCAACAGUCGAGGAAGGUAGUGUUGGAUGUAGUAUCGGGUCUGGAGUAUUUACAUUCCCAAGGGAUAACGCAUCGAGAUAUCAAACCAUCGAACCUGUUAAUUUCAUCAAACGGAACGGUGAAAAUAUCCGAUUUUGGCGUUGCUAUGUCAACUGCCACCGGAAGUACUAAUAUACAAUCAUCGCAUGAACAACUUUUAAAAUCUAGAGCCUUAGGGACCCCUGCUUUUUUUGCACCUGAGCUUUGCUCCACUGAAAAAGAGUAUUCCUGCUCAUCUGCCAUCGAUAUCUGGUCAUUGGGGGUCACUAUAUACUGCUUGUUGUUUGGAAAGUUGCCUUUCAACGCCAAUUCAGGAUUAGAACUUUUCGACAGUAUUAUCAAUAAACCCUUAGAAUUUCCAUCUUAUGAGGAAAUGUUGAAUGGUGCCACUUCGGGAAUCACAAUGGAAGAAUACACUGAUGCCAAAGAUUUAUUGAAGAAGCUGUUACAAAAAGAUCCUGACAAACGGAUAAAACUAGCAGACAUCAAGGUACAUCCGUUUAUGUGCCAUUAUGGUAAAAGCGAUGCAGCAUCCGUAUUGACCAAUUUGGAGACGUUUCAUGAGUUGAAAGUUUCACCGCCCUCUUCAUGCAAAAGGGUAGAAUUGGUCAGCCUACCAGUGAAUUCAUCAUUCGCCUCUUUAGAUAGCGUUUAUAUGGAAAAUUUUGACCACAAUAACCUUAGGACUGGUGCUGACAGAAAUUCAACAUAUUCUCCAUCAAUAUACGACGCAAAUACCUUAUCACCCUCAGCAUAUCACAACAUCGGUUCUAGAGAGUCAUCCUAUUCGUCCUUUUCCUCUUUCACAUCAUCCACCGCUUUUGCAUCUCAGAUCAGUAUUCAGGAUGCCCCAGCAAUCGGUGAUCAACAAUGCUUGAUAGGUGAGAGUGGAAGUUCAUUAAGAGUGAAUUCUUGUGAGUUUCCACAAUAUACAACUAUGUCUCCUGUAGGAGAAUAUCCCUUUGAGAGUACGGAAGCAAGUUUGAGCUCUACUCUUACGCCUGUCGGUAAUGUACCUCAACGUAUAAAAGCCCACCUGGUAGAAGGGAAAUCUAACAGCAAGGAUGACCUUAGAAUAGAAGCAGACGCAUCACUUGUAUUUGAGGCUAGCGACGCCCAGCGCACGAGAAGAAGAAUGUCUCUUUAUAAGCUUUAG
Saccharomyces cerevisiae S288C is the source of this 1683-nucleotide messenger RNA. It is a transcript of the gene TOS3, whose product is annotated as serine/threonine protein kinase TOS3. Gene Ontology annotation, biological process: cellular response to glucose starvation; regulation of protein localization to nucleus. The transcript has a single exon. The coding region runs from base 1 to 1683 and encodes 560 amino acids. Lineage: Eukaryota; Fungi; Ascomycota; Saccharomycetes; Saccharomycetales; Saccharomycetaceae. Gene Ontology annotation, molecular function: protein serine/threonine kinase activity; protein kinase activity; protein serine kinase activity. Gene Ontology annotation, cellular component: cytoplasm. The record is from RefSeq and is marked reviewed.